AUGCAUUUGCGCGAGCUUCUCGUCCACCUUGCCAUAGCCGCAGUCUGUGACGCCUCAUCUCGAUAUGUCAAGCUGCCAGUCGUCCAUUCUAUAAAUCGGAAAGUCUUUGGGGAUGUCUGGGAUAAGCGGGCGAUGACGACGGUGCCUCUGGCAAACAGGUCAGAUGUAGCCUAUUACGCGAAAUUGGACAUCGGCACGCCGCCACAGCAAGUCUAUCUUCAGUUAGACACCGGCUCGUUCGAGCUCUGGGUCAACCCAGAGUGCGCCAGGCUGCAGGACUCUUCUGAUGUGUGGUUCUGCCAGGCUGCAGGUUACUACAAUGUGACAUCGUCGUCCACCGCUACUACGCUUGCGGGCAACAAAACACUGCAAUACGGCGUUGGCAGUGCCAGCAUCCAAUACGUUCAAGAUGACAUUGGUCUUUCGGACACAGACACUUCUCUCAAGGGGGUACAAUUUGGAGUGGCCUUGGACACUGUCGACGAAUGGUCUGGCAUUCUCGGCAUUGGUUAUGGAGAGAACGUGAAUACACCGUACAAGAACUUCAUCGAUCAGUUGGCCGACCAGGGGGUCACGGACACGAAGGCCUUCAGCCUGGCCCUCGGGAGCAAAGCGGAAGAGGAAGGGAUCGUCAUCUUUGGCGGGAUAGACACGGGAAAGUUUACGGGCACGCUUCAGACGUUGCCCGUCAUCCCGGCAGAAGACUUACCUGACCAGGUCCCGAGAUACUGGGUGAACAUGAGCUCGCUGAGCCUCACACCACCCAGCGGCAAUACAAAGGUGUACCAGAACACUACCAUGGCUGUCUUCUUGGACAGCGGCACCACCCUCACUCUGUUGCCGACAGAUCUGGCCAAUACUAUUGCUGCUGACUUUGGUGCAGAGGCUGCAGAUAGUCAUGGCGUCUAUUCGGUCGACUGUUCUCGCAAGGACCUCCCUGGCACCCUGGACUUUGGGUUUGAGGGGGUCACAAUCCGCGUGCCAUGCAAGGAACUAGUCCGGGAGCUCCAGACUGUUUCCCCCCCUCAGUGUUUCCUCGGUAUCAGUCCCAAUGACGACUACGCUUUAUUGGGAGACACGAUGCUGCGGUCUGCUUAUGUCGUGUUUGAUCAGACGAACAAUGCGAUCCAUCUCGCCCAAUACGUCAACUGUAACAAAAACGAGAUGGAGAUUACUGACCAGACGAAUAUGAGCUCAAUAACGGGCGACUGUGAUGCACCCGACUUCAACACGGCCAACACAACCUCGGGAACCUCGCCGACGACUACUGCUACCACCGAUGGAGGCAAUGGGGGAGCUGCCGAGACCGAUGCGUCCAAUGCGAGCGCAGCUCCGCUGAUACGGUCAAGCUCUCAUACUUGGCUUGGAUACUGGACAGCGUUGCUGUUUGUCACCAUCUGGGUGGGCGCUUUUGCAUGA
This is a messenger RNA of Anthostomella pinea, 1419 nucleotides long. The record is from the annotation of a GenBank genome assembly. NCBI's taxonomy places the organism in Eukaryota, Fungi, Ascomycota, Sordariomycetes, Xylariales, Xylariaceae.